Molecule: messenger RNA, 588 nt
Organism: Apaloderma vittatum (bar-tailed trogon)
Lineage: Eukaryota; Metazoa; Chordata; Aves; Trogoniformes; Trogonidae
Product: alcohol dehydrogenase class-3
Exons: 4
Biological process (GO): formaldehyde catabolic process
Cellular component (GO): cytosol
Molecular function (GO): S-(hydroxymethyl)glutathione dehydrogenase [NAD(P)+] activity; zinc ion binding
Source: RefSeq, a predicted model, not a curated record
GUUAUUAAAUGCAAGGCUGCUGUUGCCUGGGAGGCAGGUAAGCCUCUCUCUCUUGAGGAGGUGGAGGUUGCUCCACCAAAAGCUCAUGAAGUUCGUAUCAAGAUAGUUGCCACUGCUGUCUGUCACACUGAUGCCUAUACUCUGAGCGGUGCUGAUCCCGAAGGAUGUUUCCCUGUGAUCUUGGGUCAUGAAGGAGCGGGAAUUGUAGAGAGUGUGGGAGAAGGAGUAACAAAAGUAAAGCCAGGAGACACUGUUAUCCCUCUAUACAUCCCUCAGUGUGGAGAGUGCAAGUUCUGUAAGAAUCCUAAAACAAAUCUGUGCCAGAAGAUAAGAAUUACUCAGGGGAAAGGACUCAUGCCUGAUGGUUCCAGCAGAUUCACCUGCAAAGGAAAGCAGAUUUACCACUUCAUGGGGACUAGCACCUUCUCUGAGUAUACUGUGGUGGCUGAUAUCUCAGUAGCAAAGAUAGAUGCUGCAGCACCUCUCGAUAAAGUGUGCCUGCUGGGUUGUGGCAUCUCUACUGGCUACGGGGCUGCUGUUAACACUGCUAAGGUAAAGGCUGUGGUUGCCUCUGGCUUUUGUCUGUGA